This is a messenger RNA of Diversispora eburnea, 288 nucleotides long. The record is from the annotation of a GenBank genome assembly. NCBI's taxonomy places the organism in Eukaryota, Fungi, Glomeromycota, Glomeromycetes, Diversisporales, Diversisporaceae.
AUGUUUGAUUGUAUGAAGAGUGAUGCUGUAAUUUCUGAAAUUUAUAAGUCAAAAAGUAAACAGCAGAAAGCUGUUAGAAGAACAGAUGCUUGUUACCAUCAAUGUGAACGAGAGCAGCAACGAACAGUACGCAAAUUGGCCACAACCGAUCAACAAAUCUGUUCGAAUAAUGUAUUGGCAGAAUUUCGUGAAAAAGAUAUACACUUAUCGUUACUUGAACUUAACAAAUAUUUUGAAAAGUCAUUUUUUGAAAUAGACUUUUUAUAUGGACACCCACGUAUAAAUUGA